AUGGUGCGAAUCAGUGUGCUGCGCGAUUGCCUGAACAACAUCGUGAAUGCUGAGAAGCGUGGAAAGCGACAGGUCUUGAUCAGGCCAAACUCCAAGGUCAUCAUCAAGUUCCUGCAGGUGAUGCAGAAGCACGGCUACAUUGGUGACUUGGAGAUCAUUGACGACCACCGAGCAGGAAAGGUUGUCGUGGAGCUCAUCGGCCGCAUCAACAAGUGCGGCGUGAUUUCCCCCCGAUUCGAUGCGGCUCGACUGACUCUGGUAGCCAAACGACUCCAAACGAAUCACACACUCACAGUCUUGGGGACAAAGGUCUCCGUGGCGGGAAUUGAGCAGCUUGCCAGCGACCUCCUUCCAUCGCGUCAGUUCGGCCACCUGGUGCUGACAACUACCUACGGGAUCAUGGACCACGAGGAAGCUCGACGCAAGCACGUGGGUGGCAAAAUCGUGGGCUUCUUCUUCUGA
Molecule: messenger RNA, 462 nt
Organism: Cladocopium goreaui
Lineage: Eukaryota; Dinophyceae; Suessiales; Symbiodiniaceae
Source: the annotation of a GenBank genome assembly